Molecule: messenger RNA, 2074 nt
Organism: Scleropages formosus (Asian bonytongue)
Lineage: Eukaryota; Metazoa; Chordata; Actinopteri; Osteoglossiformes; Osteoglossidae
Gene: thnsl2
Product: threonine synthase-like 2
Exons: 9
Coding region: 204-1658 (484 amino acids)
Biological process (GO): dephosphorylation; 2-oxobutyrate biosynthetic process
Molecular function (GO): pyridoxal phosphate binding
Source: RefSeq, a predicted model, not a curated record
UUUUACUGUAAAGAACUGCGACCCCUUCGUCCUGUGGAGGUCAGCGCGUUUCCGUCGUAAUAAUAAUAAUAAAAUGUCCCGUGUGGCUGCAUUCCUUUGAGCUGCCAGCAACUUCCCAAAUCAAAUGAUCUUUUUCUCAACUGACUGAGGCAGUGAGCAGCGCGUCCACUUAGGAUUUCUGCCCUUUCCACGAGCUCAUAGAGAUGCGCUAUUGCAGCACAAGGGGAGGCGUGCAGGGCUGGGGCUUCCAGCAGGUUCUGUUUUCCGGCUAUGCUCCAGAUGGGGGGAUGUUUAUGCCAGAGGCCUUGCCAGCCCUCUCUCCUGACACCCUCAAGUUGUGGACCUCUAUGUCCUACCCUGAGCUCGUUCUCGAAUUGUGCUCCUUGUUCAUCCCUCAUGAUGUUAUCCCUCACGAUGAUCUAAAAGAUUUGCUGUCGCAGGCCUUAUAUCACUUCUCGGUGCCAGGUGCUGUACGUCUGGUGCGACUAGAAGGGGGACUCUGUCUGCUGGAGCUCUUUCAUGGGGAGACUCUGGCUUUCAAGGACCUGGCCAUGAGGUGUACGGCUCACUUGUUACAAUACUUCUUGCGUAAAGAAAACAGGCGAGCCGUUGUUCUUGUAGGAACUUCAGGGGACACAGGUGGCUCUGCUAUCCGUAGUGUUUGUGGACUGCAGGGGCUUGAUGUAGUGGUGGUAUUCCCUCGGGGCCGCAUCACAUCUAUACAGGAGAGACAAAUGACAACCAGUUUGGAAGAUAAUGUUCAUGUCUUUGCAGCGGAUGGGAGCUCUGAUGAUAUUGAUGUCCCACUGCGUCGUCUCUUCGCGGAUCAGGACCUGGUGAAGCGUCAUGGACUGAUGAGUCUCAAUUCUGUUAACUGGGUCCGAAUCCUGGUGCAGCUUGCCCAUUUCCUGUAUGCAUACCUCCAACUGAGUGGCAUUGAACAAGUCAAGGGUCACGUGCUGCCCAGCCUCGAGGUGGUGGUGCCCACAGGUGGUGCUGGUAAUAUUGCAGCUGGCUGCAUUUUGAAACAGAUGGGUGUACCUCUGCGCCUGGUUGCCAUGGUAAAUCGCAAUGACACUGUGCACCGUGCGGUAGAAAGUGGUGACUUCUCUAUGGCUGACAGCGUCAAGAAGACCCUGGCCUCUGCCAUAGAUAUUCAGGACCCCUACAACAUGGAGCGGGUCUUCUGGCUGCUGUCUGGGGGAGACUCUGCACUGGUCAAAAGGCUCAUGGAAGAAUUUCAGGAUUCUCACAGGACUGUCUUGCCAGGUGCACUCCAUAAAAAGUUGUCCUCAGUACUGUCUGCAGGAUCAGUGACAGAUGAAGGGAUAGUUGAAACUAUGCAGAAGUGCUGGCAGGACAGCAGAUACCUGCUAUGUCCUCACACUGCUGUCGCAGUUUGGCAUCACUACCACUGUCCCCUACGCCCUGGGGAAAGCAGGUGUUGCAUAGCAACUGCAUCCCCCGUCAAAUUUCAAGAAGCGGUACACAGGGCAGGACUUACCCUCGAACUGCCGGAAGGAAUGCAACGUCUUAAGAAAAUGAGAACACGCUGUGCAAAGCUGGAAGAAGGCAUGGACUGGGAGUCCCAACUGAGAGAACGCAUAGAGCACAUUCGUUCUGUCCGAGAACGCGGAGAAUUAUAUUACAGUGCUUAAUUACUGUAUUUCCCAACCUGACCAUAUGGAAAAUGUUAUUGUGCUGUGAUCUUCUUACUCUUCAGAUUGUGUGAAAGUACAAUUCUUGUAGUGCAACAAAUGAGAAAGACAUAAUUGUACCACAUGCUGUAUCUUCUCCAACUCUUGAACAUUUUAUAAAUGCAUGCAUUUUAAAAAUGUUUUCAUAUGAAUCUUAAUAGUCAACAGUUUUGAAGUAAAAUUCUUACUACUUAGAUACGUUUUGUACAUUAUCCAGUGAAGGUUGGAAAGCCUAACUGCAGUAGGCCAAUGAAUAAAUAUUCAUGCCUUUAUUGUGCGCCUAAUGAAUUGCAUUAAAUUAAUGCCUGAUGCUUCAAAUAUACAUUUUUGUCUUUACAGUGAUCAUCUUUUUAAGCAGGUAAAAUGUUCUUUGUACA